AACUGCACGUUCCAGCAGUGAAAGCAUCUGUCCUGCUCUGAAACAUUCCGCAGGGGCUGUAGCUUCAGGCAAGCAAGAAAACGCGGAGCAGAUUAAAGGAAGAAAAACUGACUGACAGUCUCAAAAAAACUGCUAUUCAAGGUUAGAGCACAUUGACAAAACCAACAAGAAAAUGAACUGCAAAAUCCAGGCAUUAACCCUCUUGGCUCUGGCAUUUGUCUGUGCAGAGAGCACCGUCGUUCCACCCAGAUGUCUUUGCUUAAAUGUUGUCAAAAUGGUGCCAUUCAGAUUGGUAGAGGACUACUUAAUCAUUCCAAAAGAAACACAUUGCUCAAAAAUUCAAAUCAUACUUGCAGUAAACAUGAACAACUCAAAAAUGGAAACAUGCCUUGACCCCAAAUCAAAACAAGGCAGAUCACUUGUCGCAUGUUGGGAAAGAAUUGGCCAUGACAUCACGAGGAAGAGGGAAUGUAUUCCAACGAGCAGGAGAGGCACUAACAACUAAGAAAAGAAUUAGAUCCAAAAAGAGAAGCAGAGGAAGGGUGCUGUACUUAGAGAAGAUUAAAAGGAAAAAGGAAAUUCACCUUUUGACUUCUGAUGUCUCUUGCGAUUUGCAUCACAGGGGUAGCCAAUUCAGAAAGUGUUCAAACUUAUCAUUUCAAAAUCAAGAACAAUGAAUUGUUCUCUUAAUGUCUUGAUUCAAUCCAUUACCAGUAAUAGCUGUAUUUAAUUUCAGUAUGUUUUGUGUGAAACAAAACCUAAUCUAAUGAAGCAAGUAUGUUAUUUAUGUAUUGUCAUUUAAUUCCAUAAGUUACACUGAUACUUUGUGCUGUGAGCACUUUCAUGUCAAGUUUGUCCAAGGCACUGUGUAAAAUCAGACGAUAUUGUACAUGGUGACACAAAGCAAGUCAAAACUUGCCAAAACAUCUACACAAAAAAAAAAUUCACCAGACAAAUGAAAAUUGUUGUGCAGUGGUGUGUGUUGCUGAACCGAUUAAUCGUAGAUCGAAUCAAGCGGGUCAGUGUUUAUACAACUAAACUAUAAUGCAUUCCAUAAGUAAUGCACAUUAAAAAUGUAAUUUUGAAGCUUUAUUUUAUUUAUAUUAUGUUUUAUAUUGCACAGAAGGUAUUUUAUGUAAAGAAGGACAACAUUUUCCAAGUGAUUUUGUAGAGCAGAGCAUAUGUAUUUUUCAAACUUGAAGAUAACACCAUGUAUACAUUGGCAUGUUUUGAACAAACACGCCAUUCAUAGGUCAAAGCUGCAAUUUCUAAGUUUUUACAAUAAAAUUCAAAUGAACCAAGAAAAA
Molecule: messenger RNA, 1307 nt
Organism: Rhincodon typus (whale shark)
Lineage: Eukaryota; Metazoa; Chordata; Chondrichthyes; Orectolobiformes; Rhincodontidae
Product: C-X-C motif chemokine 11-like
Exons: 5
Coding region: 173-505 (110 amino acids)
Biological process (GO): immune response
Cellular component (GO): extracellular region
Molecular function (GO): chemokine activity
Source: RefSeq, a predicted model, not a curated record